Molecule: messenger RNA, 483 nt
Organism: Parnassius apollo (apollo)
Lineage: Eukaryota; Metazoa; Arthropoda; Insecta; Lepidoptera; Papilionidae
Source: the annotation of a GenBank genome assembly
AUGGCGACAACUAGCUGUCACCCAGCAGUCCACGCGGCGACAGCUAGCAGGCACCCAGCUGUCCACGCGGUGACAGCUAGCAGGCACCCAGCUGUUCACGUGGCGACAGCUAACAGGCACCCAGCUGUCCACGUGGUGACAGCUAGCAGGCACUCAGCUGUCCACGCGGCGACAGCUAGCAGGCACCCAGCUGUCCACGUGGCGACAGCUAGCGGGCACCCAGCUUUCCACGUGGCGAAAGCUAGCAGGUACCCAGCUGUCCACGCACCGACCGCUUUCGCUUUUCGCGAUAGACACAGUUCGUGGUCAGUUUCCAUUGAAGCAACUCGUAUUUUUGGUAUGUCUCGAUUCUCAACGCGCGAACUAGCGAUUAUUGCUAUUGGACUUGACGAUGAAGAUAGAAGCUCAAAAAACAACAGACGAAGAUUUUGGGUGCAUAAAAUGCGGCCGAACGGCGGGCGCGGCGCAGCGACCGCUAGCUAG